Molecule: messenger RNA, 1545 nt
Organism: Cyanidioschyzon merolae strain 10D
Lineage: Eukaryota; Rhodophyta; Bangiophyceae; Cyanidiales; Cyanidiaceae
Product: S-adenosyl-L-homocysteine hydrolase
Exons: 1
Coding region: 1-1545 (514 amino acids)
Biological process (GO): L-methionine cycle
Cellular component (GO): cytosol
Molecular function (GO): adenosylhomocysteinase activity
Source: RefSeq, a predicted model, not a curated record
AUGCAAGAGGGGAGUGUUACGCAAACGCUGGAGAACAAAAAAGCAAUAGACGGAACGGCAAGCACGCUGAAUCCUGUUGUGGCUUCCGGUGACUACCGCAUCGCGGACCUGAAGUUAGCCUCCUGGGGUCGAGCCGACAUCUCGCUCUCUGAAUAUGAAAUGCCUGGGUUAAUGGAGCUUCGGCGUGAGUACGCUCCGCAGCAACCACUGCGGGGCUUGCGCGUGGCCGGCUCCCUACACAUGACAGUACAAACGGCUGUGUUGAUCGAGACGUUACGCGCGCUGGGUGCGGAACUCCGUUGGUGUUCCUGCAACAUUUUUAGUACUCAAGAUCAUGCUGCUGCAGCUGUUGUGGCGGCAGGUACUGCGCACGUCUUCGCUUGGAAAGGGGAAUCCUUAGACGAGUACUGGGAGUGCACGGAUCGAGCGCUCACGUGGGCCGACCAAGAGGGUCCCGAUCUCAUCGUUGACGACGGUGGCGAUAUGACGCUGCUUAUUCACGAGGGUUUCAAGGCAGAGAAGGAGUACUCGAGCACUGGAAAGUUGCCGGAUCCGGAAUCCACGACGAAUGCAGAGUUCAAGUGCGUUUUGCGUACUAUUCGCGAAUCAAUCCAGCGUGAUCCGACGCGUUUCCAGCGAAUCGCGAAUCGAGUCAUUGGUGUCUCUGAGGAGACGACAACCGGUGUGAAACGUCUCGUGCGAAUGGCACAAGAAGGCACGCUCCUUUUCCCAGCGAUCAAUGUGAACGACUCAGUCACCAAAUCCAAGUUCGAUAACAUCUACGGCUGUCGCCACUCGCUCAUAGAUGGCAUCGCCCGUGCAACGGACGUCAUGCUUGCAGGCAAAGUAUGCGUCGUCUGCGGGUUCGGCGACGUAGGCAAGGGCUGUGCAGAGGCACUGCGCGGCGCCGGAGCGCGGGUAUUCAUCACAGAAGUCGAUCCGAUCUGCGCCUUGCAGGCAUGUAUGCAAGGGUACACGGUGACAACCCUGGAAGAUGUUCUCGACAUUGCAGAUGUGGUGGUAACUGCCACCGGCAACCGUGACAUCGUGAUGAAGCACCACAUGGAGCGGAUGGCGUAUGCUCGGCGACCAGGAGGCGACCAGCCGCCGUCGGUGCCGAUCAUCUGCAACAUCGGGCAUUUCGAUAACGAAAUCGACUGGUCUGGACUCGUGUCGGAUCCGAGCAUUGAACGAGUCACCAUCAAACCGCAGGUCGACCGUUUCAUCUGGCCGCAUGGUGGCUCUGUCAUCAUCCUCGCGGAGGCUCGACUCGUGAACCUGGGCUGCGCCACAGGCCAUCCAUCGUUCGUGAUGUCGUGCUCGUUUGCGAACCAGACAAUGGCCCAGAUUGAACUUGCUGCGAAUCGGAACACGGGCAAGUACCAGAACUCGGUGUACGUACUACCGAAACAUCUGGACGAGAAGGUUGCUCGGCUCCAUUUGGCAAAACUUGGGGCGAAGCUUACCAAGCUCACACCAGAGCAGGCUGAGUAUAUUGGCGUGGAUAGCGACGGGCCGUACAAAUCAGCGGCAUAUCGCUACUGA